UAAAAGCACCUGCUUGUGUUUUCCAGGACUACAGUUAAGCAGCCAAAUCAAAGGAUGUCUUGUAACAACAUCGUCAGACAAAUGUGUGAAAAUUUGGGACAUCCUGGGGGACAAGCCUACUUUAGUCUAUUCCAGAGAUAUGAAAAUGGGUACCCUGUUCUGUGCAGCUUGUUGUCCAGAUCUGCCAUUUGUCUAUGCCUUUGGAGGAGAGAGGCAGGGACUACAGCUCUGGGACAUAAGCACAAUUUCCACAGUGAAUGAUGUUUUUGGAACUCGACAGAGGCUAGCAGUUGCCACAUCAAGUUCUGAAGGAAAGAAUUCUGAUAAUAGUAGUAGCAGCUAUGGAGAAGCUGCAAUGGAACCAUGAAAUAAGCUUAUAUAGUUUUUUAUGAAAGUAUUUCAUCUUGAAACAUACUAGGUAAACCAAAUGUUAUAUUUUUUGACCUGCUUUUAAGGCCAUGUUACCAUGAAGCUUCUGAGCUGUUAGCCACCUAGAAAUUGGAACAUGCCAGUACUAAAAGACUAGCAAUAAUUUAACAAAUUAAUCUUCCAACACAUUCAUUUGAGUUAAGAAAGAUACACUUGGGCAUUCUGAUGCAUAUAAUAGCUACCUUAAAUCUUUUGUCAUUGGCCAUCUGUGGUUUAAAAGCUGUUGUCUAAUUAUGUUAGCCAAUUUUCUCAGAACUCAAAAGAAGCUGUCUAUUAUGGAAAGUUUUAAAUACACUGUUCUUAAUCAGGAUUGGAUACCAUGUCAGAGCAUGUAUCUCUGAGCCUAUAUAAAUAUAUUAUCAAUCAAGGCACAUGCUAAUUAAUAAAAUCCAAUUUGGCAUAAAUAAAAUGGCUAAGGUUAACAAUCUUGGGUUUAUCUCUUUGAUACGGACCAUUAAUUUAAAUAUAUUUCUAGGAGAACCAUCAAUGUCAUCUUACUUAACAUUGACUGAAGAGCAAAAUGUACAGAUAAAUUAAUGGUUUAAUUUAAUAAAGCGAAAAUGCUAUGAUGAAAAAUAAUUCCUACAUACUGGGAAAAAAACCCUUAGAGGGUGAAAAUGAAAGUAAUGAGUACGCACAUUAAAAAGCAGUAUUUUAAUUUUUUGUAAGGAAACAAAUCUUAAUGAUAGCUUCAUUCCAUAAAUAUAUUAGCAGCAGAAUUUCCCUUUCAAAAUAAGUGGUUACCGGUUACAGUAUACAAUAACCAUUGUAUGUCAAACUCAUGCUAAAACUAAGCCUGCAUUUCAAACACAAGCAUUAGCAUGCCUUACUGUAUGGAUCCCAUACUAUAUUUUUGCUUUCUAAACCUCUGGAAAUGCUCAGUUGUCAACAGAUGAGCAAAUAAUUCAUUGGUAUACAACAAAUAUCAAUUUUAUGAACUUUCUAAGAGCCAAAAGUAAUUUAUUCAAUAAAAAAGCACUAUACUGCAAUGAAAAAAUUUGGUUUGUGCAUACUUUCACAUUAAAAGUACCUUUAACAGAGACAGCUGAUGCUGUUUCAAUUGUAUCCAUCAUGCAUCAACCAAGUCACCAAUGAUACCAUUUUAAUAGAUGAACGUGAGUAAUUAUGUUGUUUUAAUGUUCACUCUGAAAACAGAAGCCGUUUCCAUUAUGGAUGAGAAUUUGGCCACUGA
Molecule: messenger RNA, 1621 nt
Organism: Python bivittatus (Burmese python)
Lineage: Eukaryota; Metazoa; Chordata; Lepidosauria; Squamata; Pythonidae
Source: RefSeq, a predicted model, not a curated record